CGUCAUCGCGAUGUCCUUCUCUGAUUGGCUGUAAACAAUCGGCGGGGGAAACGCUCCGGGUUCGAACACGAACACACACACACACUUCUCGGUCCAUCGUCCACCGGCCGCCGCGUCGAGUUCGUGCCGCUGAACCGGUACCGGGGUCGGGAUGGAUGUUUCUCGGCACGACGGUGACGUCGCGAAGGUUUCACAGAAACUAGAGACGUCUUUAUCCAUGGACACAGACGACAAGAUGGAGGCUCACCACAGAUUCAUUCAGGAGGGUAAAGACGUUGCCCGACAGGGGAACUUUGUCAAAGCGCUGCAGUUCUUCAAACAGGCUCACAAGCUUCACCAGAGUGAGAAACUUGAAAGGAGAAUAAAGAAAAUUGAAGAACUUAUUGCUGAGAAAGACUUAGAGGAGGAGGACGACGAUGAAGAGUUUGUCAAUGUCAACAACAGCGGUCUGAUGCUUUUUAAAGAGUUGUACGACAAGCUGUACGACUACCAGAGAAACGGAGUGGCCUUCUUGUAUGGCCUCUACAGAGACGGUCUCAAGGGCGGGAUUCUGGCGGACGACAUGGGUCUGGGUAAAACCAUCCAGGUGAUAUCGUUCCUCUCCGGAAUGUACGACAACGAGCUGGUGAAAAACACACUGCUGGUCAUGCCGACGUCACUCAUCACAAACUGGACCAAGGAGUUCGCCAAAUGGACCCCCGGCAUGAGGGUCAAGGAGUUUCACGGUACCAGCAAAGGAGAGCGGACCAGGAACCUGGAGAAGGUUCAGAGGAGAGGUGGUGUCGUCAUCACCACGUACACUAUGCUCAUGAACAACUGGCAGCAGCUGUCGUCAUACCACGGCAACGAGUUCUCGUGGGACUACAUGAUCCUGGACGAGGCCCACAAGAUAAAAACCACAACCACCAAAACUGCCAAAAGUGCCUCAGCCAUACCUUCAAAGAACAGAGUUCUUCUCACGGGAACUCCGGUCCAGAAUAACUUGAGAGAAAUGUGGGCGCUCUUCGACUUCGCUUGUCAUGGCAUGCUGCUUGGCACGGCCAAAACGUUCAAGACGGAAUACGAAAACCCAAUCACCCGUGCCAGAGAGAAGGACGCCACUCCGGGAGAAAAGGCCCUCGGUUCCCGGAUGUCGGAGAACCUCAUGGCCAUAAUAAAACCCUACUUUCUCCGCAGGACAAAAUCCGAAGUGCAGAAAAGCAAAAUGAACGGCGACACACGCCCCUGUAAAGAGGAACGCCCGGACGACGAGGACAGCCAAGUCCCAAAUCCUCCCAAAGACUCCGGAGCGGUCAUGCCCACGCUGAUGAGAAAGAACGACCUGAUAGUCUGGACUUACCUGAGCGCCGUGCAGGAGGACAUCUACCGGCAGUUCAUCUCACUGGACCACAUCAAGGAGCUGCUCCUCACCACCAGGUCGCCACUAGCCGAAUUAACCAUUUUGAAAAAGCUGUGCGACCACCCAAGGCUGCUCUCCGCCGGGGCCAUAGCCAAGUUGGGUUUGGAGGAGAGUACAUCUGAGAACCCCGACACUCAUAGCAUCGCCCACGUUCCCGACAACACUUUGAUAUCUGAGUCUGGGAAACUUGUGUUCCUCUUCCAGCUCCUGGAACAGCUCAGACGAGAAGGCCACCGCAUACUUGUCUUUGCUCAUUACAGGAAGGUGCUGGACAUUAUCGAACGCGUCCUGGGCAACAGAGGCUUCAAGCUGCUGAGGCUGGACGGGACUAUAACAAAGAUCGCGGAGCGAGAGAGGCUAAUCACUCUGUUCCAGACAGACCAGCGUUACUCCGUCUUCCUCCUCACCACCCAGGUCGGGGGAGUUGGCAUCACGCUGACGGCGGCGGACAGAGUCGUUAUCUACGAUCCCAGCUGGAACCCGGCCACAGACGCCCAGGCCGUGGACAGAGCUUACCGCAUCGGACAGACGGAGAACGUCGUCAUCUACAGGCUGAUCACCUGCGGCUCGGUGGAGGAGAAGAUCUACCGCCGGCAGGUGUUCAAAGACUCCCUCAUCCGACAGAACACCGGAGACAAGAAGAACCCGUUUCGCUACUUCAGCAAACAGGAGCUGAAGGAGCUCUUCACUCUGGAGGAAACCCGGUCCUCGUCCACACAGCUGCAGCUCCAGACCCUGCACUCCAGACACCGGCAGACCGACCCCCAACUGGACGAGCACAUUGCCCACCUCCACGCCAUGGACAUGUUUGGGAUCUCCGACCACGACCUCAUGUUCUCCCUCGACGUCAACCACGACGAGGCCCUGCAGGACCAGCAGGAGCACCACUACAUCGAAGGGCGGGUCCAGAAGGCGCAGGAGCUGAUGAAGGCAGAGUCGGAGCUGCAGAUGCAGCUGGCAGAGAGCAUGGCUUCCAGCACAGAACCGGCGUGGCUCAGACAACCAGUGGACAAUCACAACAGGGAGCGGUCACGCGAGAAAAAACCAAGAGGUCCAAGGCCAAGUCCUGCGUAUCCGCAACACGACCACGGCGACAAUGUAAACACGUCACCAGUUGUUGUGGAGCUUGACAACUCGGGUUCUGACAAGGAGGAUGGCCAACAGAACCUGAGUGAUGGAGUCAUUGAUCUCACUGCUGAUGUGAGUACGACGGAAACACAAUCUGGUGUAGACGCGAGCCAAGACGAGCUUUCCGAGCAGAACCCCGAUUCCCCGGAACACCGGUCUGUCGAGCAGGACGGGAGAUUCCCUGGAGGAGCAGACGUCUCUCUUCAGGAGGUGAUGUCGAGGUCCGUCGAUGCCACAGAAGGUGAUGCAGCCGACGCCUCGGUGCAAGAACUAAUGGACCAGUCGGAGGCUGCAGGGGAGGUCUGCCUCUCAUACGUUACUGCAGUCGACGAAGAAGAACAGCUGCAGGACAGAAGUUCACUCUCAAACCGCCCCGACUCCUCGAUGGAGGAGGCGGCGGCUCAGCGUCACGUCACACCUCUGCAGAACAAACGACUGUCUGUGUUACAGACAUCGAAUUCAAGCUUCAGAGCAGACUCGUCAUCCCGAGUCGGCCUGGAAUCCUUAGAGGGAAACUUCCAUUUACAGCUGGAGGACAGCGACAUGUUCUCAGACGACGAGGACCAGGUUCCGGAUCCUCAGGAGACGGAAGAGGAGGAGAGGGAGCUGCUGUCACGGCUGCAGGUCGACGGCAGUUUUGACGUGAAUAAAUCUCUUGGAGAGAAGCAACACGAAGAAGCUCUGAGGCGAAGCUUCAACGGUGGCCGUGCGUCGGACACGGAGGAGUCCAUGAACCACUCUCUUGUAGUCACCAAGAAGAAAAGAGCUGCAGUGAUUUAUGAUAGUGAAGAAGAAGAAGAGGAGGAGGAGGAUGAUGAUGAUAGGCAACUUGAAGUCUUCUCCCAGGCGCUGGGAGCCUCCACACCUAAAUCGGCGCCCUCUGGCUCCACCCCUCUCCGGUCGAGAAGGAGCGUCGGAGGAAACACCUCCGUGGCCUCCCGCCGGUCGCUGCUCAACUCCGUCAUCGAAGACAUGGUGGACGAAGACGAAGACGAUAAUCUCUCAGAGAUUCAUUCUAAUGAGGCCGAAGAGGACGACGCCAUUGAUUCAUCUCAUGGGCUUCAGCUGGACGAGACCACGGGAGAAACUCUGAACACCGAGGAGGAGGAGGAGGAGGAGGAAGAGGAGGAAGAGGAAGAACUCGCCGAGUCGGCAGAUGUCACCAGUAAGUCUGGAGAGGCGAGUAGCAUCAACCUCGAGGAGUCAACCAGCGAACCUGAGCUCGCCUCCACCGAGAGAAUGGAACAGUACACGGUCGACGCAUGUGUCAAGACGGACGGGAGGAAAAAAGAUGAGUUGGAGGACGAGAGCUACGACUGGCUGGUCGGCAGGGGGAGGCGGAGCUACAGCCAAGGGAAGCUGGACGACGCGCUGGGCUUCUUUCUGAGGGCCAUUGACAUCAGACCUGGAGAUCCUGAGGUUCAGCUCAUGACCAUCCAGCUGUACCGGCAGCUGAGUCAGAGACGUUAGAACACACACACACACACACACACACACACACACACACACACACACACACACACACACACACACACACACACACACACACACACACACACACACACACACACACACACACACACACACACA
Molecule: messenger RNA, 4117 nt
Organism: Scophthalmus maximus (turbot)
Lineage: Eukaryota; Metazoa; Chordata; Actinopteri; Pleuronectiformes; Scophthalmidae
Gene: ercc6l
Product: excision repair cross-complementation group 6-like
Exons: 3
Coding region: 152-3997 (1281 amino acids)
Molecular function (GO): ATP binding; ATP-dependent chromatin remodeler activity; DNA translocase activity
Source: RefSeq, a predicted model, not a curated record